This is a messenger RNA of Saccharomyces kudriavzevii IFO 1802, 1419 nucleotides long. RefSeq names its product guanine nucleotide-binding protein subunit alpha (gene GPA1). The transcript has a single exon. Gene Ontology annotation, cellular component: heterotrimeric G-protein complex. Lineage: Eukaryota; Fungi; Ascomycota; Saccharomycetes; Saccharomycetales; Saccharomycetaceae. Gene Ontology annotation, biological process: G protein-coupled receptor signaling pathway. Bases 1 to 1419 code for a protein of 472 amino acids. Gene Ontology annotation, molecular function: GTPase activity; GTP binding; G-protein beta/gamma-subunit complex binding. The record is from RefSeq and is a predicted model, not a curated record.
AUGGGUUGUACAGUGAGCACACAAACACUGGAUGACGAAAGUGAUCCAUUUUUACAGAAUAAAAGAGCUAACGAUGUUAUCGAACAAUCGUUGCAACUAGAGAAACAAAGGGACAAAAAUGAAAUUAAACUGUUACUAUUGGGUGCUGGUGAAUCAGGAAAAUCAACGGUUCUGAAACAGUUGAGAUUGUUGCAUCAAGGCGGCUUUUCUCACCAAGAAAGACUACAGUACGCCCAAGUGAUAUGGGCAGAUGCCAUACAAUCAAUGAAAAUCCUGAUUAUUCAGGCCAGAAAACUAGGCAUCCAACUUGACUGCGAUGAUCCCAUUAAGAACAAAGAGUUGUUUGCAUGUAAGAGGAUACUGCUAAAAGCUAAAGCUCUCGAUUACAUCAACGCCAGCGUUGCCGGUGGUUCUGAGUUUUUGAAUGAUUAUGUUCUAAAAUAUUCGGAAAGGUAUGAAACUAAAAGGCGUGUUCAAAGUACUGGACGAGCAAAAGCUGCCUUCGAUGAAAACAAAAAUAUUCCCAUUAAGAAAGGUGGCACUGAAAACAAUGCUGAUACAGUGCCACAUAAUGAGGAGGACGAUAAAAAUAGUACUAGUAGGCUCAAUCUAGAGGACAUUUGCAAGGAUUUGAACCAAGAGGGCGAUGACCGGAUGUUUGUUAGGAAAACAUCAAAGGAAAAUCAAGUGCCAAGUAGACAAAAUUUUAUCCACGAAGACAUUGCUGAGGCCAUAAAGCAACUUUGGAAUAACGAUAAAGGUAUUAAACAGUGUUUUGCGCGUUCCAAUGAGUUUCAGUUGGAGGGGUCGGCGGCAUACUAUUUUGACAAUAUCGAAAAAUUCGCUAGUCCGAAUUAUGUUUGCACAGAUGAGGACAUCUUAAAGGGCCGUAUAAAGACCACGGGUAUCACAGAAACAGAAUUCAACAUCGGUUCUUCCAAAUUCAAGGUUCUUGAUGCUGGUGGACAGCGUUCUGAACGCAAAAAAUGGAUUCACUGCUUCGAGGGAAUUACUGCAGUUUUAUUUGUCCUAGCGAUGAGCGAAUAUGACCAGAUGCUGUUUGAAGAUGAAAGAGUCAACAGAAUGCAUGAAUCAAUAAUGUUAUUUGACACCUUAUUGAAUUCUAAGUGGUUUAAAGACACACCAUUUAUUUUAUUUUUGAAUAAGAUUGAUCUAUUCGAUGAAAAAGUAAAAAGCAUGCCAAUAAGGAAACACUUCCCUGAUUAUCAAGGCCGUGUUGGCGAUGCGGAAGCGGGUAUGAGAUACUUCGAAAAGAUAUUUUUAAACUUGAACAAGACAAAUAAGCCGAUUUAUGUAAAACGCACAUGCGCCACCGACACUCAAACUAUGAAAUUCGUACUAAGCGCAGUCACUGAUCUAAUCAUCCAGCAGAACCUAAAGAAAAGCGGUAUAAUAUGA